Messenger RNA from Triticum aestivum (bread wheat), 753 nucleotides. Its product is annotated as putative receptor-like protein kinase At3g47110. The annotation marks the transcript as partial. The transcript has a single exon. The record is from RefSeq and is a predicted model, not a curated record. NCBI's taxonomy places the organism in Eukaryota, Viridiplantae, Streptophyta, Magnoliopsida, Poales, Poaceae. Gene Ontology annotation, molecular function: protein binding.
CCCAUGCGGGUGGUGGCGCUGCGAUUGAACAGCACCGGGCUCGUCGGAGCACUCCCCCCAGUCAUCGGGAACCUCACCUUCCUACGCAAGCUGGAUCUGAGCUUCAACUUGCUCCACGGGGACAUUCCAGCCAGCCUCGGCCACCUCCGCCGCUUGAAGAGGCUCUACUUGUAUGACAACUCCUUUUCCGGCCCAGUCCCAGUGAAUUUAAGCUGGUGCACAAGCAUGAUCAUAAUGGGACUGUCCAACAACAAGCUUGGCGGGCACAUCCCGGCUGAGCUUGGCGAGAAGCUCAUGUCCCUGGAAGUGAGAAACAACAGUUUCACCGGGCCCAUCCCGGCAUCUCUGGAAAAUCUGUCCCAUCUACAAAUCCUCGACCUCUCCCAGAACCAGCUCAUGGGCUCAAUCCCACCAGGGCUCGGCAGCAACCAGAGCAUGCAAUAUUUCGAUCUCUUCGGAAACAACUUCUCUGGUAUGCUCCCACCUUCUCUCUAUAACUGGUCAUCCCUGGAAGUACUUAACGUAGGGGGAAAUAUGUUCUAUGGAAGCAUUCCAGGUGAUAUUGGAAGCAAGUUCCCCAAGUUGGAAUAUCUCAACCACUCUCCAACGGUUAUACUUAGAGGAUAAUAGGAUCUCUGGGAGUAUAUCAGCAGAUAUCAACAAUUUGGUUGGUCUGGAAAUACUUUUUAUAGCAAAUACGUACAUGUCCGGAGUGAUUCCAGAGAGCAUUGGUAAGCUAGAGAACUUGGCCGA